This is a messenger RNA of Uranotaenia lowii, 2805 nucleotides long. RefSeq lists its product as uncharacterized. The coding region runs from base 1 to 2805 and encodes 934 amino acids. The transcript has a single exon. Lineage: Eukaryota; Metazoa; Arthropoda; Insecta; Diptera; Culicidae. The record is from RefSeq and is a predicted model, not a curated record.
AUGAACUAUGAGAAAUUUGAAGAAAGUUACUUCGAGAUUCGGGCAGCUUUACUAGAUAAAUUGGAACCUACGUCGCUAGCUCCAAAUCUGGAUAAUUCAGGUCGGAAUGGAAGUGCAUUGGGUAUGCACACAGGAGUUCGGUUACCUCAAAUUUCCUUGCCGGAGUUUGAUGGGGAUUAUAAAGGGUGGCUAUCUUUUAAAUCAACUUUCGUUUCGUUGAUACACGAGUCUUUCGAACUCAGCGACGUACAGAAAUUUCAUUAUUUGAAAUCUGCCCUGAAGGGAGAGGCGGCGAAGUUAGUCGAAUCUCUUACCAUCACUAGUGGGAACUACACCAUAGCAUGGGACACCAUCACCAAGCGCUACUCCAACGAAUACCUAUUGAAGAAACGACAUCUGCAGGCGCUAAUGGAGUUUCCGAGGAUUGAAAAGGAAUCAGCCGGGCAGAUCCAUGGACUAGUGGACGAGUUUGAUCAUCGGCUCAAAAUAUUGAAACAGCUGGGCGAGAAUACGGACUAUUGGGGCGCGAUGAUUGUUCAUUGGAUGUGCUCCAAAUUGGACUCGCGCACGCUGCAGCUGUGGGAGGAUCAUGCAGCAUCUAUAAAGGAUCCCACGUUCAAGAUGUUAGUGGAGUUUUUGGAAAAACGUACCAGGGUUUUGGACGCUGUGCUAUCCAACACAAGCAACAGUUCGGUUCAACCCAAGACAGAAUUCAAGCGCGAUCGAGUGGCUGUGCAUGCUUCUACGGAGAGCGGAAAAGGGGAUAAUACUUGCCAGUGUUGCGGUGAACAGCAUUAUUUGGUGCGGUGUGUGAAGUUCCAGGGUUUCGGGCUGAAGGAAAAAUUGGACUUCGUCAACGGAAAGCGGCUAUGCAGCAACUGCUUCAAAGCGGGUCACUGGGUGCGUGAUUGCAACUCAAAAUAUAGCUGCAAGACAUGCGGGAAGAAACAUAACUCACUAAUUCAUCCGGGGUUUCAACCCAAUAGCGGUGGAAGCAAUAACAAUAGCGGAUCAAAUGGUAGCAGAUCAUCCAGCAAUGCCGGGAGGAAUGGUGACGCAGCAAAGACACACGUUGCAGCCGAAGCAGCAGAGGAAGUGCAAAUGGAAGCAGGUGAAGGAACUUCGGCAGGAUCGUACAGCGUAGGGACGAGGAAGGAUAUUUCGAGCUCCAAGGUUUUUCUGUCAACGGUGGUGGUAGCGAUUCGCGAUCAAAAUGGUGAGAAGCAGCUAGCACGGGCGUUACUGGACAAUGGAUCCCAAGUCAACGUGAUGAGCGAGCGGCUUUGUCAAAUGCUGAAGCUGAAGCGUCGGGCGAUUUGUGUUCCAAUAACUGGAGUCGGGCAAUCCGAAUCAACAGCGCGGCAUGCAGUCAGUACAAUGAUAAGUUCCAGAGUCACGGAUUUCUCCAUCGGUUUGGAUUUUCUGGUUUUGCAACGGGUGACAUCGGAACUUCCCUCGGUAACUGUGCCUAUAUCACAUUGGAACAUUCCUAGCGAUCUUAAGAUGGCGGAUCCUCAAUUUAACAUAAGCGGUCGCAUCGAUAUGUUACUGGGAGCAGAACAUUUCUUUACUUUCCUAAUCAACAAAGAGGUGAAAAGGAUGGUCUUGGGUCCAAAGCUUCCAAUACUAGUGGAUUCUGUUUUCGGGUGGAUUGUUUCUGGUCGGGAUGAAAGUCUUCAACAAAAUGGAUCGGUUCGAUGCUGCACGGCAACCACUACCGAAAAAAUAGAAGAGCUAUUGGAGAAGUUUUGGAAGGUGGAAAGCUGUGAUGAUCAACCUGCCUGGUCCAAGGAGGAACAAGACUGCGAGGAAGACUUCAAGCAGACGCAUUCCAGAACUGAAGAUGGUCGGUACGUAAUUCAGUUGCCGAAACAUGUCAAUUGGGAACGGAUGUUGGGAGAUUCGAGAGUGAUGGCGUUGGACAGGUAUCGGAAACUGGAGAAUCGUUUGGAUCGGAACCCUAGCAUGAAGGAACAAUACCACGCAUUUAUGCAGGAGUACUUGGAUAUGGGGCAUAUGCGAAGGAUAACGGAUGCGGAAUUACAAUCAGAGGCUAAUGCAAUGGAUCAACCGAAGGUGUUCUAUUUGCCGCACCACGCGGUUAUGAAAGAAUCAAGCACUACUACGAAAGUGCGAGUCGUAUUCGAUGCUUCGGCACGCACGGACAGCGGAUAUUCACUCAACGAUGUACUCCUGAAAGGACCUGUUAUUCAGGAUGACAUAUUGAAUCUCCUAGUUCGCUUCCGCAGGCAUCAGGUGGCGCUUGUGGGAGAUGUGGAAAAAAUGUAUCGGCAAGUACUUCAGGCCAUCAAUGACGCUCUUCGACUUCGGAUUUUCUUCCGGUUCACCAGGGAUGGUCCGAUACAGGUCUAUGAAUUGCUAACUGUGACAUAUGGACUCACGCCGUCAUCUUUUCUGGCAACUCGGGCUCUGACGCAGUUGGCUGAAGAUGAAGGACAGGAAGGAACAAAGGCUCGUCUCGCACUGCAAGAGGAUUUCUACGUCGACGAUUAUAUAGGAGGAGCAUCAAAUGUGGACGAAGCCAUCGAAUUACGAAAAAGUUUGACGUCAUUAAUGGCUAAAGGAGGAUUUCCAAUCCGGAAAUGGUGCUCAAAUAAACCGGAGGUUUUGUCCGGUCUACCUGAGGAUCAAUUGGGGACCAACCUCACGAUAACCUUUGAUUUGAAUCCCGAUGAGAAGGUUAAAACUCUAGGGAUAACUUGGGAACCUAAAGCAGAUCAACUCAGGUUCAUAUACAGUGUUGAAAAUGAAAAUGGCGAAUGGACCAGGAGGCGUAUAGAGUAA